AUGGAUAUUGGUGCACAUUGCUCUGUACCGGCUUGUCACCAGCAGGAUUUCUUACCAUUUACAUGUGAUUGCUGCAAUGGUGUCUUUUGUCUUGAACAUCGUAGCUAUAACUCCCAUGAGUGUCCCAGGGCUGGUAGUCAUGACCAGCGUGUAGUUCAAUGCCCAGUGUGCAAGCAAUUGAUUCACUGGACUGCAGAACAAGAUGUUAAUAUUGUAUGGGAAGAACACGUUCGUAUUGGUCAGUGUACUCGUGAGAAGUUUAAACAGCAGCAACUGAAGCAACAGCAGAAGAAACCCAAGAAGAAACGUUGUCUUGCUGAAGGCUGUCGAGAAGUUUUGCUCACGUCAAAUCAAUUUCAUUGUAGAAAAUGUAGUCAAGACGUGUGUUUAAAGCACCGAUUUGAGGCUGAUCAUGGUUGUGAGAGCACACAAAAGGCUCAUAAACAGCAGUGGCUUGGAGAUAUCACGUCCAGGAAAUCAAGCGGCUCUCUUGCAAAGCAAUCGUCUCCAUUUCCCAAGAAUGCACAAAAGGCUGCUGCUUCCAUUGUAAAUGGGACCAAGUCGGCUGUAUUAUCCUUGGUACAGAAUACCAAGGCUGUAAAAUGCGCAAUGACGACAAACUCUGAAACGUGUCCCAUGUGUCACAAGCAGUUCAACUACGAAACUGCUUCAGCUUCUGCUGUUUCAUCUCAUGCUACGGUGCCGACGACUGCAUCUACUGUAGUGUCUCCUGAUAGCGAAAUGUGUCCACAAUGCCGUGCUGUGUUUCCAACUUUGUCUGCACUUAUUAAACAUGCUGAGACUGCACAUACAGGCAGUGUCGCUGCUAGUGGCGACCAGGAGAAGUGCACCAUGAUGUAG
Molecule: messenger RNA, 861 nt
Organism: Peronospora belbahrii
Lineage: Eukaryota; Oomycota; Peronosporomycetes; Peronosporales; Peronosporaceae
Source: the annotation of a GenBank genome assembly